GCACAACACCCUCUCCCCCCUGCGGUCAAAUUGCGGCCGAGAAAACUGAGCUGUGUCCAAAUGCGCACCAGCACCAGGUGAAUUGGUGGUGGUGGGCUCUUGCAGUGUUCAUGUGAUCUCGCGAGGUCAGGGAAGAAGAAAAGACUGGAGUUUCUGAACAGUUGGAGAUGCAUUCAGGCCAGCAAUCUGAUCAAUGUCCUGGUCCAAAUAGUAGCAAAGAGUUCUUGGGGGUGAACUGGGAUUCUAUUGUAAUGCAUCAAAAGAUGGGGUAUAACAGCGGACCAUUUGGAUUUCAAGGCUACCCGUUGGAAUUAGAGGAUAGAGAGGGGCUGUAUAGAUCUCCCAACGGCGCAUUCUGUCAAAACAUCCAAAUGAGUGAUGAUCAUAGUAGUGGUCUGAAGAAAAGGAAAGGAGUAGAUGAUUGCAUUCGCUUGUUGAACACUUCUGCAAGUAGCAGGAUACAAAAUGUUGGUGAUCAACCGACAGAGGUUUCAUCUCAGCAAGAAAGGGUAUCAAUGGAGGAGGACAACCAAAAGAGUUGCUCCAAAAUGCAAAGCAAGGAAGAUUCUUCUGAUGGUGAUGGCACCAAGGAAGAUUAUGUUCAUGUCCGGGCAAAGCGAGGCCAAGCCACUAAUAGCCACAGCCUUGCAGAAAGACUGAGGAGAAAAAAGAUAAGCGAGAGGAUGAAGCUGCUUCAAGAUCUUGUACCAGGUUGCAGUAAGGUAAAUCUCUUCUUUUUGCUGCAAGAAAAUUAUCUGAGACUAUCUUGUGCUGUGCAACUUAAUAUUGUUCCCUCACAGAUCACUGGCAAGGCAGUCAUGCUUGAUGAGAUAAUCAAUUAUGUACAGUCACUACAACGACAAGUCGAGUUCUUGUCGAUGAAACUUGCAACUGUCAACCCUGAGCUUAGCUUUGAUAUCGAGCAGAUUCUGUCGAAACAAAUGAUGCUUUCACAAGAUAGACAUCUUGCUUUCUAUGGAGUCGACCCAGGAUCAAGCGCCCUAGUUGCUCAUUUUAACCAAGGAAUCAUGCAGCCAGAAAUGAUGUGCAAUAUUUCCGAUCCUGUAGAUGUUUUGCAGGGAACAACAAUUCAUGACAUUUCCACAGUUAAUCAGAUACCUGCUAUGUGGGAAGGCCUUCAGAACAUUCCUCAUAUGAACUUCAACCCUGGUGCAGCAGCAGAUAGCAGCACCAACAAUGCUGGUUCCAUGAAGAUUGAAAAGUGAGCAGCUGGUGCCUGGUAAAGCUUCCCUCAGUUGCUCGGUGAAUCAUAAAGCAUUUGCAGUAUCAAUUUUUGUAUAGCUGGAGGCCUAACCAUUCAUUGCCAUUGCCGGUUUCCAUAUCUUGGCUCCCCAUAGUGUAUGGUUUUAUCAUAUGGCAUCUGAAGAUUGUGUACAGUUGGAGCUGAAAAAAAAAACUGAUUCCACUGUAAAUCACUGUUGUGUUUAGAUUGUGGAAAUGGGAACCUUUGUACUAUUCAUGAGCUCCAAGAUUGGGACCAAGUAUUGAUGGGCUUAGGGCAUGCAAACGGGUAGGAUGGACUUUUGGUACAAAAAUUUUAAGGAAUUGAAUCUAUCGGAAGUUCAUGAUCUACACACUAUUUGCAACGAGAACUUGCAGGUUACCAGUGCAUGUGAACAUGUGAUUGUGUGAAGGAGGUGUCAGUCAGCCUGGAUAUGUUCAUCUUGGGAACUAAAGAAAGACAUUGUCUUAUAUUUGAUCGACUUCUGCUGAAUUGAUAUUCACAGGCUGAUGCCAAUUGAGAAAAGGAGUAAAAGAGCAAGAAGUUUAUGUGCCUGAAGGAAAUUAAUGGUCAACAACUU
This is a messenger RNA of Oryza brachyantha (malo sina), 1823 nucleotides long. RefSeq names its product transcription factor bHLH74-like. The transcript is spliced from 10 exons. Gene Ontology annotation, biological process: regulation of DNA-templated transcription. The record is from RefSeq and is a predicted model, not a curated record. NCBI's taxonomy places the organism in Eukaryota, Viridiplantae, Streptophyta, Magnoliopsida, Poales, Poaceae. The coding region runs from base 168 to 1226 and encodes 352 amino acids. Gene Ontology annotation, molecular function: DNA-binding transcription factor activity; protein dimerization activity. Gene Ontology annotation, cellular component: nucleus.